Spirodela intermedia is the source of this 3755-nucleotide messenger RNA. The record is from the annotation of a GenBank genome assembly. NCBI's taxonomy places the organism in Eukaryota, Viridiplantae, Streptophyta, Magnoliopsida, Alismatales, Araceae.
AUGCUCCCGACGCGAUUCGUGCGGCCUGCGGGCGGCGCCGCCGAGAGCGCCAACCUGUACGUGGCGAACUGCGGCCCCGCCGUGGGGUUGUCCCUUUCGGACGUCGCCGCCGCGUUCGGGGCCUUCGGGGAGGUGGCCGGCGUCCACCUGGCGGACGGCUCGGGGGCCCGCGUCGUCGUCUGCUUCGCCGACGCCUGCUCUGCGAGAGCGGCCGUGGCGGCAUGGGGCGGCGGCGCCCCCUGCGGUGCCCUCCGCGGGCGCACCCUUCACAUCCGCUACUCCCUUCCCCAGCCACCGCCGUCCGCGGCCUCCGACGCUGCGCCCGUGGCGCUCGACGCGGAGGAGCUGGGGGUCCCCGGGGUCUACCUGGUGAAGGAUUUUGUCACUGCGGAGGAAGAGAAGGUCGGAAAAGAGUGCACGCUGUUUCCUUUUACUCUUCCACCGUAUUUUGUCACCGUAUUCCCUCCUCUCUCUAUGCCCUGACUCUCUCUCUCUCUCUCUCUCUCAGGAGCUCCUUGCAGCAGUUGACGCCAGGCCCUGGAGGCGCCUUGCGAAGAGGAGGGUGCAGCACUACGGGCACGCAUUCCUCUAUGAAGUAAGCUCACAGUCUUCCUAGUUUCAUGCCCGUAUGCGCUGGCCCAUGGUAGAAACGUUGCUGGAUUGCCUUUUCUGGUGCUUCUUCUCUGUCUGCACACUUCUCUAAGGCCAAUUCUUACAUUAGACUAGAAAAUCUCGAAUGGGCAGUGACUGAAGAAUCGGUGUCUUAACUAAUCAGGGGAAUUCGUCCUUGACGAUGUGUAGUUUGGAUUCUUGUUCUGUUGGAAUCUCAAGUUGGGAACAUUCAAUCCCGGAAGCGCUGAGUGAUGCGGGGCAGGGGAAGCAUUUCUGAACAGAACUGGGAGAACCAGCUGCAUAUGCUCUGGGGAUGAAGAUGACAAACCAGUGCUUCAGAAACAUGUUACCAGAGGCUAAGAUGUUUUCUUUUUAGCGUGUUUUCCUCGCAAUGAUAGGUCGUAGGAGGAAGACGCGCAUUUCUUUUUCUUCAUUCAAUUUGCCUUUUGCCUUUUGAUCUCACCAACAGAGUGGCUGCAGUAGUUGGCGCCAUUCAACAUGGGGUAGUUGGUUGCGCAUCCAUUCUUUAACGUUUUGUGCUGGACAGAGAUAAUGCACAGUGGGCAGAAUCUUGAGAUGCUGGGUGGCCGGCCUCUCUGGUUGGGGUUGAAGGAAAACCUUGAGAUGGGCAGUGGUCGCCACAGUUCUUUUCUCUGACUUGAAAUCAGCAUAAUUGUUCUUCAAGAUGGGAGAUAGUGGUCAAGCUUCACUCGAUCAGGUUUGACAUUCCUCUUUAUCAAUGAAGAUUAGGGAGUUAGCUUGGGUAGUGACAUUCCUCUUUACGCCUUGUUGCUAUCUGGGUUACCCCCCAAAUCCCCCUUGCUAGUGACCAGUUUGCGUCUAAACAUCCCCGCUGCCCCAGCUCAACCCGUGAUCAGCGGAUUCUGCGGUGUAAAAGGAAUAGUGACGAUGAUGAUGAUGAUGAUGAAAGGGUCUUCAACCCAUGUGAAACGUAUUUUUUGAGAAGUAAAAAAAAAAUAAUCUUGCUUCUCACACGUAUGAGCCCUCAGAGCUAGUGAUAAAGCCUUUUCCCCUUAAGAUGCGAUCCGUCCUAAGAAAAAUCCCUAAUUUAUAUCCCGAUAGCUCGAGUGGAUCCACUGGUUUUGAAAACCAGAAGAAAGGGCUAGGAAAUCCGUGUGUAAGCGGUCUCCAAAGCCUGUGAUUCUUGGGGAAGGAUGGUGAGGAAAUGCUAGGUUCUUUACUUUUUCGUUAGAUUAUGGAUUGUUUUCUUCUUCCUUGUUGGUCGAAUGGCUUUCUUCCAAACAUCCUCACGACGGAUUCUCCUAUUUUCGUGAUGAUACUAUGCAUUUAAAGUUGGUAUCAUCUAGAUCAUGCUCUUGAAUAUUUACCGCGAUACUUCUUCUCAGCACAAGUGUUCUUUCUGACAGACAAGGAAUGUCGAUACGAAGCAGUUCCUGGGUGAGCUUCCAUCCUUCUUAUCUAAUGUGCUCGAGAAAAUCGCGUCGUUUCCUGGACUUGAUGAUGAAAGACAGGCCAUUGAUCAGCUGACGGUGAGAUAUGCAUGCUUAUAUAUCCCUUUUUAUGAGACGCCAUGAAUCUGGCAAAAAGUUGUUCAAGUCGUUGAACAAACUCGAAUGCUUUCAGGUCAAUGAAUACUCCCCCGGAGUGGGCUUGUCUCCUCAUAUAGACACUCAUUCAGCUUUUGAUGGGCCUAUAUUUAGCCUGUCAUUAGCGGGUUCUUGCAUCAUGGAAUUUAGGAAAUAUUCUCAGGGUUCACGGCAGCCUCAGCCUGUUGCAAUUACUGAUACGGAAGAGGAAAACCAAAGCGAAAACCCUGCUCAUUCCUCAGGUUCCAUAAGGAAGGCUAUAUUUCUUCCUCCCAGGUCAAUGCUAGUGAUGUCUGGUGAAGGACGCUACGCAUGGCAUCAUUACAUCCCACAUCAUAAGGUAUUGCUUUUCACUAUGUCGUGCCAUUUUUUUUGCCCCAAGAAGCUAUGAAUUGAUUUUAUUCAAUGAUUAUUAAUCAGGAGGUAAGUUUCAUUAGAUGACAAAGUAAUGUCUCAGUUGCUUUACCAUGCUGUAGUUUGCCUGCGUUUCUCAUCAGCAAGAUCGGUUCUUUAAUAUUAUCUUAAUCUUUAGUCCUUGGGGUGAAAGAGGCUGCAUCAGUUUCUAUUGAUUUUAAAAAUCCGGGACAAGAACCUAAUCCUGCCUCUGGGUUGCUGAGCUGCUCCCUCCGUGGGAACCCACGGGCUCGGCCGCGUGGACCGGCCAUCAUGCGUCUAACCCACACAACCCCCCGUAGACUACCUACCUCCCUGACUUGGGCCAGCUGUAGCUCUGUAUGAGGGGCGCCUCUUGAUGGGCUGAUGCUGUCAUGUUGACAUUGUCAGGUUGACAUUGUCAGAGGAAAUGCGGUCAGAAGAGGUCGAAGGAGGGUUUCUUUCACCUUUCGGAAGGUUAGUGCUUGCUUAACCAAUCUCUGAAAUUUCUUGCAUGCAAGUUCGUGAUGUUUUUCCGGAUGUUCAGCUGACUGCAGUUUGUUAUGUUGACUGAUUGAGAUUUGUCUGGAUCACAGACCGAAUGGGUCUGUGCAGCAGCUGAUGUGGAGCUCUCUCCGUCUUCUUUUCCUUUUUUGUCAACUUGUUGUGGGUAAUGGUGAAUCCGAGAUAUUAUUAGGUGGGGCCAGCCGGAAUCAGCUGAUUCCAGCUGAUUUUUUAAUUUUAUAUCCCCACCAACAAAAAAAAAAAGAAAAAGAAAAAAAAACAGGGUCAACAGGUUUACUCAGUUGACCCUGUUUUGAGACCCUCUUGGGACAUCCCAGCACGGGGAAUUCAGUGAUAACUGAUUAACCACCACGCACGAGAUAAAGAGAAGAGAUUUGCUCCUAGUGUGCCUUCGUCUCAUUUCCCACCCAAUCUGUGCGCCAUUGACCAUAUCGUGUUUGUGCUGGAAAUCUCCGUUUCGGGUUUGACUUUCUGUUCAUCGUCAUGACAUAAGACGUGCCGGGCUUGCUGUGAUUAGUGUCAUCUGUUCAACCAUCUGAUUGACUUUUUUGAUCGCUGCAGGUCAGAUCUGGGCCUUGUCGCUGUGAACACUCGCAGUUCUGUGAUUCUCAAAGGGAUAGUGCUCGCUCAUCUGGUGGAAUAGAAGAAGAUAUCCGCUCCCAUGGCAUGGCAUCUUGA